Messenger RNA from Malania oleifera, 1494 nucleotides. RefSeq names its product GDSL esterase/lipase At1g28600-like. Gene Ontology annotation, molecular function: hydrolase activity, acting on ester bonds. Bases 167 to 1336 code for a protein of 389 amino acids. Lineage: Eukaryota; Viridiplantae; Streptophyta; Magnoliopsida; Santalales; Ximeniaceae. The record is from RefSeq and is a predicted model, not a curated record. The transcript is spliced from 5 exons.
UGGCUUGAAGCUUAAGGUCAGAGAAAUCGAAACAGAGAGAGUGCCACCAUUUUCGUGUUUUCAUGUCGAAGGCCGCCUUGCCUUCGUGCAAUUUCUGCAUCCGCCGUACGGUGUUUCUGCGCAUCGGAAAGCCUUCGUCUUCCACGCUUCCACCGUUCCAACUUCAAUGGCGUCGUCCCUUUCUGUCUUCUUGGAACGGCCGUUGACUCACAUUCUUCUCGUACUAGUUUUCGCUCAGUGCGCGAUUGGGUGCUACACAUCCAUCAUCAGCUUCGGCGAUUCUCUCGCCGACACCGGAAACCUACUUCUCCAAUCGCCCUCCGAUAAGCCCCCUCCUCACUUCGCCUUACCUCCCUAUGGAGAAACCUUCUUUCACCGUCCCACCGGCCGAUUCUCCGACGGCCGUCUGGUCAUUGAUUUCAUUGCCGAGUCGCUUGGAUUCCCAUUCGUACCACCGUAUUUUGAAGUUAAGAGUCGAAGUGGAAGCGGUAGGAAUUUGGGGAAAGGUGUGAAUUUUGCGGUGGCUGGAGCUACGGCGCUGGACGUCGAGUUCUUCAAAGAAAGAGGGAUCCGCGUAGGCACUGAUUGCAACCUGGGGGUUCAGUUGGGUUGGUUCAAAGAUUUUUUGCCCUCAGUUUGCCUCUCUUCUUCCCCAAAUUGCAGUGAGAUACUUGGCAGCUCUCUUGUUCUUAUGGGAGAGAUUGGAGGCAAUGAUUACAACUAUCCCUUCUUUCAAGGGAAAAGCUUUGAAGAGAUUCAGUCAUUUCUGCCUCUAGUUGUUAAUGCCAUUGCCUCAGCCAUCAAUGAAGUGAUCAAGCUUGGGGCAGUGACAGUUGUGGUCCCUGGGAACCUACCAAUUGGAUGCUCAGCAGCCUAUUUAACUCUUUUUCAAAGCUCAAAGAAGGAAGAAUAUGACCCUGUAACUGGUUGUUUAAAUUGGUUAAACAAGUUUGCUGAAUACCACAAUGAACAGCUUCUGCUGAAGCUAAACCAAAUUCGAGAUCUUCAUCCUCAUACCAAUAUAAUCUAUGCUGAUUACUACAAUGCUGCAAUGCGGUUUUAUCGUUCCCCGAACCAAUUUGGAUUCACGAGAGGAGCUCUUACAGCAUGCUGUGGAGGGGAAGGUUCUUACCAUUACAAUACAUCAGUAAAAUGUGGCAAUCUGCUUGCAAGUGUUUGUGAUGAUCCUUCCGUUUAUGUUAGCUGGGAUGGUUUGCACUUGACAGAAGCUGCAUAUAGAUGGAUUUCCAGUGGUUUAUUGAAAGGGCCAUACACCACUCCUCGCAUUGAUACCUCAUGUGUUUCUGUGGCCACAAAUGCUGUGUAUUCGAUCUGAUUAAUGAUUGCAGAGAGAUUACAGCUGUGUUUUACCUGUCUUGACACUUCUGUGCAUUUCUUGCUUUGAAGAUCAAACAACUUUGUGGGUUUGCUCAAUAAUUAAAUUUACACAACAAAUAAAGCAUUGCGUAAUGCAUAUAAAUGAUUCCUUAUUAA